AUGGCAUCGUUUGGCCCCACUUCCGCACGGAGAAUGCGAGUCGUGUUCGAGAACGAUUCCACCAUUCGAAAGUACGGAACCUGCCUCCGCCUCGAGAGAGAGUUGGAGGCGAUGGCCUUUGUCCAGAAACACACGACCAUUCCGAUUCCCAGAAUCCUGGAGGCCAGAGUGUUUAGUGAGUGUGAUAAGUAUUGGAUUUUGAUGAGCCGGAUGCCCGGAAUCAGUUUCGACAAAGCGUGGCCGGGUAUGAGCGAGGACGCGCGGAGGCUACACAGCCUAUUACCCCCAAAUUCUGGCUGGAUUGGGUCAUGCACGGGAACAGCUGCCUAUGACCACCGGUUGAAGAACGGGUCUCCGUGCGGACCCUUUGAUUCUGUGUCCCAGUUUCUUGAUUUUCUCGUCGAGCCGAUGAGCCGUAGCCCAAAGCCGUCACUAGCGAAGACUUACCGGGCGAUGUUUUCUGAUGUUUACGGCGUCAAUUUCGCCCACGCCGACCUGUCAUAUGAACAUAUAUUAGUGGAUGAAAGCACAGGCAACGUGACAGCUAUCCUAGAUUGGGAGAUGGCUGGGUUUUGGCCAGAAUGGUGGGAGUAUAGGAAGGCGUUAUUUGGUGGUCGAUGUCAGAAGUGGUGGGCGGACAUUGUCAAGGAAAUCAUGCCCCCCUACGAGAAAGAGUUUGAAGUAGACGUUGUUUUGGAGAUGUUUUAA
Molecule: messenger RNA, 708 nt
Organism: Paracoccidioides lutzii Pb01
Exons: 2
Coding region: 1-708 (235 amino acids)
Source: RefSeq, a predicted model, not a curated record